Molecule: messenger RNA, 522 nt
Organism: Impatiens glandulifera
Lineage: Eukaryota; Viridiplantae; Streptophyta; Magnoliopsida; Ericales; Balsaminaceae
Product: protein CRABS CLAW-like
Exons: 6
Coding region: 19-522 (167 amino acids)
Biological process (GO): cell fate commitment; floral meristem determinacy; style development
Cellular component (GO): nucleus
Source: RefSeq, a predicted model, not a curated record
AACAAGUUAAAGUUAAGCAUGGAUUUGAUUCAGCAAUCCGAACACCUAUGCUACGUUCAUUGCAACUUCUGCAACACUGUUCUUGCUGUGGGGAUUCCAUGGAAGAGGGCGGUCGAAACAGUGACAGUAAAAUGUGGGCAUUGCAGCAACCUAUCCUAUCUCAGCACCAGGCCUCCAUUUCUCCACCACCACACCCACUACCUCUUACAGGAUCGCUUUUCCAGUGAAACCAGGAAACACCAACCACCAUCUUCAUCUUCUUCGUCAUCCUCGCAGAUUAUCAAGUCUAUGCCGACUAACCCUAGCCAAGAGAGAGCACCAGUGGUUAAACCACCUGAGAAGAAACACAGGCUUCCAUCUGCUUACAAUCAGUUCAUGAAGGAGGAGAUACAACGGAUCAAAGCGGCACAUCCUGAGAUACCACAUCGUGAAGCUUUCAGUUCUGCUGCCAAAAAUUGGGCGAGGUAUAUUCCAAGUUCUCCAUCAGUGACCACAAUGUCGACUCGUACCGGCCACCCAUAG